Messenger RNA from Didymodactylos carnosus, 243 nucleotides. Lineage: Eukaryota; Metazoa; Rotifera; Eurotatoria; Philodinida; Philodinidae. The record is from the annotation of a GenBank genome assembly.
AUGUGUCGUCAUGUCCGACAAACGCCUGAGCAAUCAAUAAUGACGCAACUGUUAGAUUUAGAAGAAGAUUUUGAUAAAAGAAGAGACAAAGAUGGUGACAUUCCUCCACUUCCGACAGCAAGUGGUACAACACGGACGACAAGCUGCUUUUUGAGUCCAAUGACGAGGCAGACAGUUAGGCCUCCAUUAGGAAGAACAGUGAAUUGGGGUGUGAAAGAAAUAUUUAAUACAUUGAGAAACUGA